Molecule: messenger RNA, 9546 nt
Organism: Stegastes partitus (bicolor damselfish)
Lineage: Eukaryota; Metazoa; Chordata; Actinopteri; Pomacentridae
Gene: myo9aa
Product: myosin IXAa
Exons: 43
Coding region: 403-8436 (2677 amino acids)
Biological process (GO): intracellular signal transduction; establishment of epithelial cell apical/basal polarity
Cellular component (GO): axonal growth cone; actin filament; myosin complex
Molecular function (GO): microfilament motor activity; ATP binding; actin filament binding
Source: RefSeq, a predicted model, not a curated record
AGCUGCGAAGGGCUGCCUUUUAAUUACAUCCGAACUGCGAACACGCUGGGAUUAAAAAAAAAAGAGGAAAAAUGCGCACUUAUUCUGCGCGGACUUGAAUCUCGAAGGACUUUGUUCUGGAGGCGAGCAGCCGGAGAGAGAAGAAAAACAAAUUAAUUCAGUGGGAAUGCAGGGAAUUAAAUAGAGACUUAGUCCUUUUUUUUUUCUUUUUCUUUUUUUUUUGCGUGACUACAAGUGUGCGCGGCUCUGCAGAAGAAGCCUGACAAGAGACGAAGAGAACUUGAGUGAAACGUUGACUUCAGCUCCCGUCUGGAGUGGUAAUGUCUUGAACUGGUGGCCCCUCCAGCCCAGUGAAGGACGUGCCAGUGCCGGGCCGCUGCUAAUGGGAACUCCUGCUCCGCCAUGAGCUCUCGUGAUGGCGUUGGCGGUGUCGGUGGAAUGGGCACGCUGGGCCGGCGGCAGCGCUUCGAGAACUCAGAGUUCACCGUGCGCAUCUACCCGGGCGCUCUGGCCGAGGGCACCAUCUACUGCCCCAUCAGCGCCCGCAAGACCACCACAGCCGCUGAAGCCAUUGAACGCGUCAUUGAACGGCUGCAGCUGGACCGCACCAAGUGUUAUGUUCUGGCCGAGGUGAAGGAAUUCGGUGGGGAGGAAUGGAUCCUCAACCCCUGCGACUGUCCCGUGCAGAGGAUGAUGCUCUGGCCUCGAGUGGCGUUGGAGCACCGGCCGCUCUCCGGCGGCGAGGAUUACCGUUUCCUCCUCAGGCAGAAGAACCUGGACGGCUCAAUCCACUAUGGCGGCAGCCUCCACAUGUGGCUGCAGGUCACGGAAGAGCGCCGGCGAAUGGUGGAGCGAGGACUGCUGCCACAGCCUGAAUCUCAGGGUGACCACGCAGAUCUGUGCUGCCUGCCGGAGCUCAACGAGCGCUCGCUGCUGGACAACCUGCGCUCGCGCUUCCGCCAGGAGAAGAUCUACACUUACGUGGGAAGCAUCCUCAUCGUCAUUAAUCCCUUCAAGUUCCUGCCCAUCUACAACCCCAAGUAUGUGAAGAUGUAUGAUAAUCAUACGCUGGGAGAUCUGGAGCCGCAUAUUUACGCCGUGGCAGAUGUCGCUUACCACGCCAUGCUGCAGAGACAGAGGAACCAGUGCAUAGUUAUAUCUGGGGAGAGCGGCUCUGGGAAGACGCAGAGCACGAACUUCCUCAUUCAUCAUCUGACCGCUCUCAGUCAGAAGGGUUUCGCCAGCGGAGUGGAGCAGAUAAUCUUGGGGGCCGGGCCAGUAUUAGAGGCAUUUGGGAACGCCAAGACGGCACAUAACAACAACUCCAGUCGCUUUGGCAAGUUCAUCCAGGUGAACUACCAGGAGAGCGGCACUGUCAGAGGAGCUUAUGUGGAGAAAUACCUCCUGGAGAAGUCGAGACUGGUCUAUCAAGAGCACAACGAGCGAAACUACCAUGUGUUUUACUACCUGCUGGCAGGAGCGAGUGAAGAAGAGAGGAUCGCCUUUCACCUCAAGAAGCCUGAAGAAUAUCAUUACCUCAGUCAGAUGACAAAGACAAGCCACCAACUGCACUGGGACAGUUACUGUGACAGUGAACCGGACUGCUUCACUGUGGAAGGAGAGGAUCUGAAGCACGACUUUGAGAGGCUUCAGCUGGCUAUGGAGAUGGUGGGCUUUCUUCCUGCCACGCGAAAACAGAUCUUCUCCCUGCUGUCGGCCAUCCUCCACCUGGGCAACAUCCGCUACAAGAAGAAAACCUACCGGGACGACUCCAUAGACAUCUGUAACCCAGAGGAGCUGCCCGUCGUCUCAGAGCUGCUGGAGGUCAAAGAAGAGAUGCUGUUUGAAGCUCUGACAACAAGGAAGACGGUUACUGUGGGAGAGAAGCUGAUUGUUCCCUACAAACUGGCCGAGGCUAAUACGGUGAGAGACUCCAUGGCGAAGUCCCUGUACAGCGCUCUGUUCGACUGGAUCGUCUUCAGGAUCAACCACGCUUUGCUCAACAUCAAGGACCUGGAGGAGACCACCAAGAUCUUGUCCAUCGGGGUGCUCGACAUUUUCGGUUUUGAGGAUUACGAGAACAACAGCUUCGAACAGUUCUGCAUCAACUUCGCCAACGAGCGUCUCCAGCAUUACUUCAACCAGCACAUCUUCAAACUAGAACAGGAGGAAUAUCGAGCCGAAGGCAUCAGCUGGAGGAACAUCGACUACAUCGACAACACAGGCUGCAUCAACCUGAUCAGCAAGAAGCCCACAGCGCUGUUCCACCUGCUGGAUGAAGAGUGCAAUUUCCCUCAAGCCACCAACCAGACUUUGCUGGAUAAGUUCAAGCGACAGCAUGAAGGGAACAGCUACAUCGAGUUCCCCGCCGUCAUGGAGCCCGCCUUCAUUAUCCGACACUACGCCGGCAAGGUCAAGUACGGCGUCAAGGACUUCAGGGAGAAGAACACGGAUCACAUGCGUCCGGACAUCGUGGCGUUACUGAAGAGCAGCAAGAACGCCUUCAUCUGCAGCCUGAUCGGCAUCGACCCGUCGGCCACGUUCCGCUGGGCGGUUCUCCGAGCCUACUUCAGGGCCCUGGUGGCCUUCAGAGAGGCUGGAAAGAGACACACGCAGAAGAAGACCGGGCAUGAUGACGCUGCUCCCUGUGCAGUAUUGAAAAGUGUGGAUAGUUUUAGCUUUCUGCAGCACCCUGUGCAUCAGAGAAGCUUAGAGAUCCUGCAGAGAUGCAAAGAGGAGAAGUACAGUGUGACCAGAAAGAGUCCACGUACGCCACUGUCAGACCUUCAGGGAAGCAACACCAUCAAUGAGAAAUCACCGCGAAGUUCUCCGGGCCUCGGCUGGAACGGCCGUGUGGGUCGACAGAGCCGCUUGUCGUCCACCAGCUCCGCCGCAGAAGAAGACGGCAUCUUUGUCAACUCCGCCAGCAGCAAACUCCUGGAGAGAGCUCACGACAUCCUCAUGAGGAACAAAAACUACAAAUCUAAGCCAGUUCUUCCGAAGCACCUGUUGAAUGUCAAGUCCCUGAAGUACCUGAGCAACCUGACGCUUCACGACCGCAUCACCAAGUCGCUGCUUCACCUCCACAAGAAGAAGAAACCACCCAGCAUCAGCGCACAAUUCCAGGCCUCCCUCAACAAGCUAAUGGAGACUCUGGGUCAGUCUGAGCCUUAUUUUGUCAAGUGCAUCCGUUCCAAUGCUGAGAAGCUGCCCCUCCGGUUUAAUGACAACCUGGUGCUCAGGCAGCUGCGGUACACAGGUAUGCUGGAGACGGUCCGCAUCCGGCAGUCGGGUUACAACGUCAAGUACAGCUUCAAGGAUUUUGUCCAUCACUUCUGUGUGCUGCUCCCAGAGGGCACCAGGGCGACCAGAGAAGGAAUCCAGCAGAGUCUGGACCAGCUGGACCUGCAGCCUGAUGGCUACCAAGUGGGAAAGACCAUGGUGUUUUUACGGGAGGCUGAGCGUCAGCGGGUGCAGGCGUUGCUCCACGGGGAAGUCCUCCGACUCAUCGUCAUGCUGCAGCGGCGGUUCAGAGCUCGGCUGGAGAGGAAGCAGUUUGUCCGGAUGAGGGAGGCAGCCAUCUGCAUCCAGAAAUGGUGGCGUUCGUACCGAUCCAUGGAAGAGGACGAGGAGGACUAUGACCCCAGCGUCCAGGAGGGGGCAGCUUUGUGCCUGCAGACGCACUGGCGAGGUUACAGGGAGCGCCAGAGGUUCAGGCUGUGGAGGGAAGCUGCUCUGGUGCUGCAGAGGGCUUGGAGGCUGUGGCUCUGUCGGCGCUGCACGGCAGCUCUGGUUAUUCAGACAGCCUGGCGCUGUCAUCGAGCCAGAGAGGCCUACCUGCACCUGUACGCUGCUGUCCUACAACUACAGGCAGUGGGCAGAGGCUACCUCACCAGGCAGAGCUUCAAGAAACUGAGAGAACAGAGACUGAGGGAGAAACAGGAGCAGGAGGAGAAGCUGCUUCAGCUGCAGAAUGGCCAGGUGAGCCUCUCACCAGAGGAGGACUCACCUGAGAGGAUCAUGGGGCUGGACCUCAGCACUUGGGAAGAUCGUUCCUAUGAGCAGCGAGAAAGAAGCCUCCAGAUCCUUAGCAGCCACAAGGAUGCGGUCAAGGAGGACGGAGAAGGAGAAGAUGCUACGACAAAAGCUCAAACUGAAGCGCCAACCUCAGUCCCAGCGUCCACUGUGGUGGUGCGAGAGAGAGCCAGAACUGUGGACGAGCCGAGCCAGAAAACCACCCGGGCCAAGAGGGAGAGCCGGCGGAUGAGAGAGCUGGAGCAGGCCAAGUUCAGCCUGGAGCUCCUGAAGGUUCGGGCGAAUAGCGGCGGAGCUUCUUCGCCUUCUGAGGAACAACGUCGCUGGUCUGUUGAGCUGGUGCCCCCAGCGAGCCCACCCAUUCGUUCUCCACAAGGCACGCCCGACAGCCAGAGCUCCAAAGGCAGCUUCGAGCUUCUCAUGAUGGAUGAGGAGCCGCCCAAGGCGACCGAGGAGGUGACAGACAGCGAGGACCCCUGUUCCCCUGUUCCCCCAGUCGCUCCAGCAUCUGAGCCUGACUUGGAGGUCAUUUCAACAAGCCCAAAGCCAGCUGAACCGCAGAAGACAGGGGUUUCUGAUGCCCCACAAGGCAGCCAGAGCCCAACCAAAAUGGAUCUAGCAGCCCCCACACAUCCGCCCAAGAUCGAGAACUACCUCCCAACCUUUUACGUCCCUGCUAGCGAGGGCAGCGCAGCAAUCUCCCAUCAUCCCACUGAGGAGCCUCAACAAAACAAAGAGGCAACCGUCUCUACAAGCACCACUGCCGUCGCCAAACCUGUCAAAGAGAGACGAGAGUCAGCACGUCGGCCAGUGGUGGUGGUCAUCAGCAUGCAGAAAGAAACGCCACUUAGCGAAGAGCUGGGUGGUAUCGCCUGUCCCCCCGUGGAAGUCCGAGAUUCUGCAGCCCAGACGGGGGAUUCAACACCUUCCAAACAGAAACCAGACCCUGCUGCUGUUUCUGCUGCCGUCCCUCAGGCCGACCAGACCGUCAUAGAGAAGCUGGUGCGACUGAACGAGGAGAAAGAGGAGAGGCAGCGAAACCAGCAACAGCAGAACGAAAAGGAGAUGAUGGAGCAGAUUCGACAGCAGAAGGAAGUUCUGGAGCGACAGCGGCUUUUCUUCGCCCAGUACGAGAGGGACAUGUUUGAGAAACAGAGAGGAGAGGCGCUGCACAGGAUCCAGCAGAGUCGGCAGGUUGGACAAGACCUCGGUGCAACUGCAACCUCCAGCAAACCCAUCAGACCCAGUUCGCUGCUGAUUGAGAGAGUGGCAGGAGCGGCUCCUCAUGUCAGAACGCAGUCAGAGUCGGGCUCAGAAGGCCGUAGAAGCUCCCCUCAUCCACAGCUGCCUCCUCCACCUGCUUCUGCCCCCAGAGAAAGGCGUAAGGAGGUCAGGCCUGCUGCUGAAGGAUGGGCGCCCAAACUCACGCUGGAGUCCAGAGAUGGAACCAGAGCGAGAGCAGCUGCCAAGAAGCCACCCAGUAGUCAAGGCACCGCUGUUAGCAUGACGGAUAAACCAGGCAACAUCUUCUUCUCUCCAAAGGACAAAGUCACAUUUACAAAUUUUGACGGCGAAGCAGCCAGUAAAGACAAAACUCCUGCAGCUGUUCCCAGAGAAGGACCAGCACCAGUCCCCAAGCCUUCUAAAGGAGUGAAAGGACGGGAUGUUGGCAGAGUUGGCCAAAAAAAGAAAGCCAGAAUGGCACGGACCCGCUCCGACUUCCUCACCCGCGCCCCCACCCUCUCAGUUGGGGGCGAUUCAGACGAGGAUGACUAUGAUGGCGACAGCCUCCCCAGCCCCCGACAUUACACCCUGCCCCUCUCCAAACAGAGCUCCACGGAGGCAGGCUUAAGAGAGUCCUGUUUCAGUGACUCAGACAUGCCUGGAAGCUCUGAGGAGCAAAAGAAGAUACACAAAGCCAUGUCGUCAGGAGAUUUGGGCAAAGUGGACUCGCUUCGCAAGAACUCGCAAGAUGGAAGGGUUCGUGGUAAGAUGCGUUUCUGGGGCAAGACCAAGUAUGGCGAUAAGAAGACAUCCAGAGAAAAGCUGAUCUGUGGUGCUGAUUCCAUGGAUGGAGACUAUGGAGACACUGGGCCAUUGCUGGGAGAUGCAGGUCAGGAAAACAUGUCGCCGCCAUGCAGUCCUGAUCUGACGUUGGAUCGAGGGUUCAGAGACUUGAAGGAGAACAAGGAGCCGUCUCCUAAAGUGAAGCGACGGCGGAGCGUUAAGAUCAGCAGCGUGGCUCUGGAACCAGCUCAGUGGCAGAACGACGCCCUGCAGAUCCUCACCUGCACCAACGACUACAGGAGCAUGAACGACUUCCUAAUGAAGAAGAUCAAUGACUUGGACACGGAGGACAGCAAGAAGGACACCAUGGUGGACGUUGUGUUUAAAAAGGCUCUGAAGGAAUUCCGACUAAACAUCUUCAACUCUUACUCCACAGCACUCGCAAUGGACGAUGGGAAAAGCAUCCGCUACAAAGACCUUUACGCUCUGUUUGAGCACAUCUUGGAGAAGACCAUGCGGCAGGAGCAGAGGGACUGGAGGGAGUCUCCUGUCAAAGUGUGGGUCAACACCUUCAAAGUCUUCCUGGAUGAGUUCAUGACUGAGUACAAACCUAUGGACAGUGCAGUCACCAAGCCGGUACCGAAACCUGAGCGUAAAAAACGGAGGAAGAAGGACGCAGACAUUGUGGAGGAGCAUAAUGGCCACAUCUUCAAGUCCACACAGUACAGCAUCCCCACGUACUGCGAGUACUGCUCGUCGCUCAUCUGGAUGAUGGACCGCGCCUGCGUCUGCAAAUUGUGCCGCUACGCCUGCCACAGAAAGUGCUGCCAGAAGACGACCACCAAAUGCAGCAAGAAGUUUGAUCCGGAGCUUUCCUCCAGACAGUUCGGAGUGGAAGUUUCUCGUCUGACUAAUGACGAGAGGACGGUGCCGCUGGUAGUGGAGAAGCUCAUCAACUACAUCGAGAUGCACGGCCUCUACACCGAAGGAAUUUACAGAAAAUCCGGCUCCACCAACAAAAUCAAGGAGCUGAAGCAGGGCCUCGACACAGAUGUGGACAGCAUGAAUCUGGACGACUACAACAUCCACGUCAUUGCGAGCGUCUUCAAGCAGUGGCUGAGAGACCUGCCCAACCCUCUGAUGACAUUUGAGCUUUACGAGGAGUUCAUACGCGCCAUGGGUUUGCAGGAUAAAAAGGAAAUGAUCAGAGGAGUAUAUUCAGUCAUCGACCAGCUCAGCAGAACUCACCUAAACACUCUGGAGCGCCUCAUAUUUCAUCUUGUCAGGAUCGCCUUGCAAGAGGACACAAACCGUAUGUCUGCUAAUGCCUUGGCUAUAGUUUUCGCUCCCUGCAUCCUCCGCUGCCCCGACACCAUCGAUCCACUGCAGAGUGUUCAGGACAUCAGCAAGACGACAGCGUGUGUAGAACUCAUCAUUUGUGAACAGAUGAAUAAGUACAAAGUGCGACUAAAGGACAUCAACACGUUGGAGUUUGCUGAGAAUAAGGCCAAGUGCAAACUGACCCUCAUUCGACGGUCGAUGGGAAAAGGCCACGUACAGCGACUAAGCUACCACACUCCCUCACCUCCGGUCAGUCCUCGGCUGCCGUCUGUGGCCGACGCCGUCAUCGAAGAGAGUGGCGGUGAAGAAGGAGCAGAAUCAUUCACCGAAAUCUCAGAGCAUCAGCAGGCCGCCAUGCAGCAGGAAGAGAGGGUGUUGACGGAACAAAUAGAAAACCUGCAGAAAGAGAAAGAGGAGUUGACUUUCGAGAUGCUGACUCUGGAGCCACGAGCAUCAGAUGAUGAGACCCUGGAGUCAGAGGCCUCUAUCGGUACAGCUGACAGCUCUGAAAACCUCAACGUGGACUCUGAGGAAACCAUUUCUGACUUCUCUGAGCGCGGUCCAGCGUUGACUUCCCCCUGGCCACGGAGAUCUGACGGUAAAAGCCCCCGGCGCCGAGGUCUCCGCCGGCAGCCCGAUUCCUUGGACUCUGUAGACUCUUGCUCCAGUGUUUCCUCCUACUCCUCGUCGUCACACUACCACCCUUCGUCCGCCUCCUCCUCGUCCGCCACCACCACCCGGCGCUUUCGUUUCCAUUCCAAAUCUCCUACUGUGGGCUCGGGUCCAGCCCAGGCCCAGGCUCUGAACACAUCUCAAGCCACUCGAGCCGACAGCUUAGACAGCAGCCCUACAGCAGAUCAGGACGGCACAUAUGAUGAAAGGCCCCAGUUCACCAGCCGAGGCACCUUCAAUCCAGAGAAGGGUAAACAGAAACUUAAGGGGGCCCGACAUUCAACCCUGAGGCACUCCAGAGAAGAAGGCGGCCACGGCAGGGACCCUCCAGACAUACCGCAGCAUGUGGUGUUGUACGGCAGUAAUGAAUUCAUGGUAUGAAGGACACUGGGACACCAAAGCACUCCCUAUUCAACUCCCUGGCAGGCGUAUAUGUUCUCAAUGGGAGGUAACGUAAUGGCAACUGACCUCCUCUCCUCAAAGCACUCUUGCUUAGCCUUUCUUUGUCGAAGUCUGCAAAGAAGUGUCCCCAAGUGCCGUGUACAGUGUUUCCACCUCCAGAGGGAGGCGGUGGAGGGGAGGGACCAGAAAUCAGUGGAAGGGCUCCUCUUCUGUGGACUAAACUGCCACCAAUGCUCCCACAGUGCCUUGGCAGCUCUUUACUCAGCGCCGACACUGAGCAGGAGGACAGAGAAAAGGGAACGUUGGAAUAUGCGGAAGACCACUCAGCAUCAGGGAACGUUACAGAGCUGGAAAGCUGAAGCGAAUAAGAAGAAACCAGGCACCCUCACGGAUAUCACAGUGGACUUAAAGCUCCGAUCUAUUAGCUGCUUAAUGAGUUUACAGUUCAUAACAAUCAGUGUAAGCAGUGGAUGCUCUGUUAUUACGAAAUGAUUUUUCCCUUAUUUAAUAAAUUUUAAUGUCACAGAAAUUCUUUAUAGCAUAUAAUAUACAGGUAUAAAUACUGUACAAAGCCGGAACACCAGCCUCUGCUGGGUAGUUGAAGUCAAAUAUUUAUCUUUUCUUUUUUUUUUGAGUAUCUUGGAGAGAGAUGAUUUGGGCAGUGGAUGCUACAUUUGUGUGUGUGCAUGUGCCAAGCGCUCAUGCCUGACUGUAUGUAUGUGUGAGAAAGAGAAAAAAAACCACUUCAUGUGUUUUAAGUUUGUGCUGCUUUUUUGUUUCCCUUCCAAGGGAAAUACCGCCAUCAAAGGGACCAAGUCAGCUGGUGUGUACUCCAGCCAAAGGGGAUCCCAGCUCUUUAAAGAAUGUCGGACGUGUAUUAAAAACUCCUGCAUUCACUGCUUAACAGCCAUACAACAAUUGUAAUGUACAGUACAGUACAUAUGUACAGUAUAGUGGACAAAUGCCAUUCUAUUCUUGAAAUCUAUUGUUACCCACCCACUCCCAAAGCCAUCCCCUCCUGUCUUUAAAGUGUUUGCUCAAUAGCAACCAAGCAAGAACAUAAAACCUCCAUGUCUUCUGUCGUUAUUA